CGCAGUGCUCUGCCUUGCGCGGACUUGGGGCGACAAUGGAACGUUCUCUCGAUUUAAACCGUUCUGUUGUAACCACCGCGAUUGGGAUCUUGAUUGUGUUCGCGAUUCACGGAGCGGACAGCAGCCGGAGUGACUCCGGGAUCGGCACACGGGAGCAGCAAGUGGCAGCUAAUAUAGUGUUGGUCACUUGUGACUCUUUGGAUGGAAGAUUGACAUUCAGCCCACAGAACCAGACAGUUAAACUUCCCAACAUAAACUUCAUGAAGGGCAGUGGUGCUGUUUUUCUCAAUGCCUACAGCAACUCCCCAAUCUGCUGUCCUUCUCGAGCAGCCUUGUGGAGUGGCCGGUUUGUUCAUUUAACGGAAUCCUGGAAUAAUUACAAGUGCUUGAACCAUGAUUACCCCACUUGGAUGAAAAUCCUGCAGAAAUAUGGUUAUUACACAAAAGUCUAUGGUAAAACUGAUUAUACUUCUGGACACCACUCUGUAAGUAACCGCGUAGAAGCCUGGACAAGGGAUGUCAAGUUUUUGCUUCGCCAGGAAGGUAGACCAACAACUGUUCUGACUGGCAAUGAAUCAACUGUCAGAGUCAUGGACCAUGAUUGGCAGAAUGUAGAUGAAGCUACAAAAUGGAUCCGACACAAAGCAACACAGCUGGAUCAACCAUUUGUUCUGAGUUUGGGUCUGAAUUUGCCUCAUCCGUAUCCAACGCCAAGUAUGGGAGAGGCAUGUGGUGGUUCCACAUUUAAAACAUCACCCUACUGGCUUAAAAGGGUGAAAUAUCACUCAAUCAGGAUUCCAAAAUGGCUUGCUUUCUCUGAGAUGCAUCCUGUAGAUUUUUAUUCCUCAUACACAAAGAACUGUACUGGCAAUUUCACAAAUCAAGACAUCCUGGACAUCAGAUCAUUUUACUAUGCAAUGUGUGCCGAAACAGAUUUGAUGCUUGGAGAAAUUUUAACAGCCCUUCAUGACACAGGGCUCGAAAACAACACUUAUGUAAUUUUUACUUCUGAUCAUGGUGAACUGGCAAUGGAGCAUCGUCAGUUCUAUAAAAUGAGUAUGUAUGAGGGAAGUUCGCAUGUUCCUUUGUUGAUGAUUGGGCCAGGUAUCUCUGGAGGACAACAGAUUUCAAAUUUGGUAUCUCUUGUGGAUAUUUAUCCAACUCUUCUUGAUAUUGCUGGAAUCCCCGUUCCUGGAAAUAUAAGUGGUUAUUCUUUGUUCCCGUUGUUGAAAGGAUUUGAAGAGGAAGUGUCUGUUAAAAAAUUGCGUCCUGACUGGAUUUUUAGUGAGUUUCAUGGCUGCAAUGUAAAUGCCUCCACCUAUAUGAUUAGAAGUGGUCACUGGAAAUAUGUGGCCUAUGCAGAUGGAAUUACUGUGCCUUCUCAGCUGUUUGAUCUAUCAGCUGAUCCAGAUGAAUUGAAAAAUGUGGCUACUAAGUAUUUAGAUGUUACGAGUGUUCUUGACAAAAAACUUCGCUCCAUACUAAAUUACCCAGAAGUGUCCAAAACUGUUCAUCAGUACAACAAACUUCAAUUUGUCAAAUGGAAAAGAAGUCUAGGAAAGAACUACACAGAUGUUAUCGCCAAUCUCAGAUGGCACGAGGACUGGCAAAAGGAUCCUGCAACUUAUGAAAAUGCUAUUAAAAAGUGGUUAUAUUCACCUGCUAGAAUGUAGCUUUGCAUAUAUUUAGUUUUCCACCUUUGUACUGUUAAGAACAAGCUUUUCCAAGGUUCUAUCCUUAGCUGUCUCCUCUGCUCAUCAACAUAUUGUUGCUGCUUGUAGACAUGGGCAAAUGUGGGCCAGCAUCUGCAACAUUCUUUUAAUUUUUGUUUGACCAGAGUCAAGGAGAAAGUGAGGAAUCCUGAAGAAGGGCUCAUACCCGAAACAUUGAUUCUCCUGCUCCUUCGAUGCUGCCUGACCUGCUGUGCUUUUCCAGCAACACAUUUUCAGCUUUGACCAGAGUCAACCCCAGCAUUUGUUGCUCAUCUGUAAUUGCCUUAUAGAAGAUAGUGAUGAGACAGUUUCUUGAACUGCUACAGUUCAUUUGGUGCAGGUGCAUCCAAAAUACUGUUAGGACUGGAGUUCCAGGAUUUUGCCCCAGCAAGAGUGAAGUUAUGGCUAUUGUUCCAAACCAGGAUGGUAUAGCUUGAAGGGAAAUCUUCAAGGUGGCGAUAUUGCUGUGGAUCUGCUGCCCUUGUUCUCGGUGGUAAAUAUUGAGUAUUUGGAAGUUGGCUGAAGGAGGCCUGUCAAUUUGCUGCUGUGUCUCUUGCAUAUCAACCAUACUGCUGUCAGGGUGCAUUGGUGGUGGAGGAAAUGCAUGUUUAACAUGGUGGGUGUAGUGCUGAUGCAAUGAGCUGCUUUGUUCUGGACGGUGUCAAACUGCUUGUGUUGUUGACCAAAUUAAGAGACAAAGGUAUUUCUUAACCAAAUGCCAGUCACAUGCAAAACUGCAAUCAACCAGGCCAAUAAAAAAUUUAACUAAACAGCCAAAAGAUUGAAUAUGAAUAAAAUAAAUCUGUAAUCAAACAAUGUAGGUUAAACUGCACUUUUGUGUACUGGGUGUUGAUAUAUAUGGGUGAUAUUUUAGCUCCAAGCAUGGUGCAGAACCAAGAAAUUGGGUUAAUCCAUAGAGCUGUUUGCAUCUAUAUCAUUGUAACAGAUUAUCUGGUCCUUAUGGUAUUGUUUGAGGAAAUUUGUUUAUGUCCAAUAAUGAUGCCAAAUUUACUACAUCAUACUACUGAAUACACAUCUGAAUUAUUUAAUUGACUCAAGAAAUUUCAAAGAUCCUAAAGUCACGAGAGGUAUUACACUCUGUUCUAAUAUAACGUGAUAGUUCCGUUCUCGUGCAAUCGUGCAUUAUAAGAAAAUCACAUAAUAGCAGCACCAUUUGGAACUGGAAUCACGUUAUAGCCAAUACAGGUCAGAAAAGUUUGCAUUCUACAAAUAAUGGUCUAAAUUCUUCAAUCAUGUUAUUGCCAAUUUGCGUUGAAGAAAUGCAACUUAUAGCAGAAUUGAUUGUAUGUAAAUAAAAGUUCUUUAAUUGCUCUUUGAAAGUGGCUCUGUUGUAUUCAAUUGCCAUCAGUGUUUUCCAGGCUGA
Hemiscyllium ocellatum (epaulette shark) is the source of this 3096-nucleotide messenger RNA. RefSeq names its product arylsulfatase family, member K (gene arsk). NCBI's taxonomy places the organism in Eukaryota, Metazoa, Chordata, Chondrichthyes, Orectolobiformes, Hemiscylliidae. The transcript is spliced from 8 exons. The record is from RefSeq and is a predicted model, not a curated record. Bases 36 to 1673 code for a protein of 545 amino acids.